UUAAGAUUUUUUUCCCCAUUCUUUUCAAUGGCCACUCUCUCUUACUGUACUCUUCAUGCUUUAUCUUCUUUUUCUUCUUCAUCAAGCUUGAUUCACCUUUCUCACUCUUCUUCUUCUUCUUCUUCUUCUUCUUCUUCUUCUUCUUCCAUACUCCUCCAACUACCUUCAAAUCCCAGGUUCACGUUCAAAUGCAAAACCAAACCAAUAACAAAGCCAAGGCUUUUGAUGAUCAUUGACCCUAUUUUGCUCUUUAAUGGAAUUGGAACCACUUUGUAUUUUGACACCCAAACCCUUUUAGCCACCGUUAGUGUUUUGGCUGCCAUUGCUCUUUCUCUCUUCCUUGGUCUUAAGGGAGAUCCUGUGCCUUGUGAGCGUUGUGGAGGCAAUGGUGGGACAAAAUGUGUUUUCUGUGACAAUGGAAAGAUGAAGAAAGAUGCAGGGUUAAUUAACUGUAAAGUGUGCAAGGGUUCAGGAUUGAUACUCUGCAAGAAAUGUGGGGGUUCUGGCUAUUCUCGGAGGCUAUGAGCUGUGAAUAUAUCCUUUCAUAUCCAAUAUCUAAUAUCUAAUAUCUUUCUCUUCUGAAUAAUUUGUAGUUCAAUUUUUCUUUCAUAUGUAAAUCUUUUUAAUCCAUUUAAAUUGUUACUGUCACUUUCUUUGAAGUCCUUACUAUCUCAUAAAUUCAAAUAUAAAAGUUUUGAUCUUAAA
Messenger RNA from Arachis stenosperma, 705 nucleotides. RefSeq lists its product as uncharacterized. The record is from RefSeq and is a predicted model, not a curated record. The transcript has 4 exons. The coding region runs from base 28 to 525 and encodes 165 amino acids. NCBI's taxonomy places the organism in Eukaryota, Viridiplantae, Streptophyta, Magnoliopsida, Fabales, Fabaceae.